Messenger RNA from Pongo pygmaeus (Bornean orangutan), 3477 nucleotides. RefSeq names its product MAPK associated protein 1 (gene MAPKAP1). NCBI's taxonomy places the organism in Eukaryota, Metazoa, Chordata, Mammalia, Primates, Hominidae. Gene Ontology annotation, molecular function: phosphatidylinositol-4,5-bisphosphate binding. The record is from RefSeq and is a predicted model, not a curated record. Gene Ontology annotation, biological process: TORC2 signaling. Gene Ontology annotation, cellular component: plasma membrane; cytoplasm; TORC2 complex. The coding region runs from base 393 to 1961 and encodes 522 amino acids. The transcript has 13 exons.
CGGAACGCCGGGGUGUGGUUCCGGGUCGUGUGCGGUUCAGGGUAAUAGGGCUGCUGCUCGGCCGGCCGGCGGCGGCGAGCAGCAGGGGCAUGAGGGCUAACCCGGGAAGCGGCAGCUGAGCGGGCCGGUAGGAGCGCCGGUCCCCGUGGAUCCCGAGAGUGCAGAGCUCGGGCAGGGGCCGGGAGGCGUGGGGGAGCCGGGCCCUCCCCUCAGGAACGUGUCCCGGGGCCGACCCGGCCCGUAGUGUGGAAGCAGCUUCAGAUUAGGAAGACCCAUAAUAAAUUACACAGCUGGUACGAGACAGAGCCAGGAUUCAAACCCAGGUAGGUGAGCUCGUGAAACAAUAUGAAGAGGAGAAAAUAGCCUUUUAAGGAAAUUGGCCCACAGAAAGGAUGGCCUUCUUGGACAAUCCAACUAUCAUUCUAGCUCAUAUUCGACAGUCACAUGUGACCAGUGAUGACACGGGAAUGUGUGAGAUGGUUCUCAUUGAUCAUGAUGUUGACCUAGAGAAGAUUCAUCCUCCUUCAAUGCCUGGAGACAGUGGGUCAGAAAUUCAGGGAAGCAAUGGUGAGACUCAGGGCUAUGUAUAUGCCCAGUCAGUCGAUAUUACCUCAAGUUGGGACUUUGGUAUUAGAAGACGCUCAAACACAGCUCAAAGAUUAGAACGACUCCGAAAAGAGAGACAAAACCAGAUCAAAUGCAAAAAUAUUCAGUGGAAAGAAAGAAAUUCUAAGCAAUCAGCCCAGGAGUUAAAGUCACUGUUUGAAAAAAAAUCUCUCAAAGAGAAGCCUCCAAUUUCUGGGAAGCAGUCAAUAUUAUCUGUACGCCUAGAACAGUGCCCUCUGCAGCUGAAUAACCCUUUUAACGAGUAUUCCAAAUUUGAUGGCAAGGGUCAUGUGGGUACAACAGCAACCAAGAAGAUCGAUGUCUACCUCCCUCUGCACUCGAGCCAGGACAGACUGCUGCCAAUGACUGUGGUGACGAUGGCCAGUGCCAGGGUGCAGGACCUGAUCGGGCUCAUCUGCUGGCAGUAUACAAGUGAAGGACGGGAGCCGAAGCUCAAUGACAAUGUCAGUGCCUACUGCCUGCAUAUUGCUGAGGAUGAUGGGGAGGUGGACACCGAUUUCCCCCCGCUGGAUUCCAAUGAGCCCAUUCAUAAGUUUGGCUUCAGUACUUUGGCCCUGGUUGAAAAGUACUCAUCUCCUGGUCUGACAUCCAAAGAGUCACUCUUUGUUCGAAUAAAUGCUGCUCAUGGAUUCUCCCUUAUUCAGGUGGACAACACAAAGGUUACCAUGAAGGAAAUCUUACUAAAGGCAGUGAAACGAAGAAAAGGAUCCCAGAAAGUUUCAGGCCCUCAGUACCGCCUGGAGAAGCAGAGCGAGCCCAAUGUCGCCGUUGACCUGGACAGCACUUUGGAGAGCCAGAGCGCAUGGGAGUUCUGCCUGGUCCGCGAGAACAGUUCAAGGGCAGAUGGGGUUUUUGAGGAGGAUUCGCAAAUUGACAUAGCCACAGUACAGGAUAUGCUUAGCAGCCACCAUUACAAGUCAUUCAAAGUCAGCAUGAUCCACAGACUGCGAUUCACAACCGACGUACAGCUAGGUAUCUCUGGAGACAAAGUAGAGAUAGACCCUGUUACGAAUCAGAAAGCCAGCACUAAGUUUUGGAUUAAGCAGAAACCCAUCUCAAUCGAUUCCGACCUGCUCUGUGCCUGUGACCUUGCUGAAGAAAAAAGCCCCAGUCACGCAAUAUUUAAACUCACGUAUCUAAGCAAUCACGACUAUAAACACCUCUACUUUGAAUCGGACGCUGCUACCGUCAAUGAAAUUGUGCUCAAGGUUAACUACAUCCUGGAAUCACGAGCAAGCACUGCCCGGGCUGACUACUUUGCUCAAAAACAAAGAAAACUGAACAGACGUACGAGCUUCAGCUUCCAGAAGGAGAAGAAAUCUGGGCAGCAGUGACACUGGCCUCCAGCCGCAAUCUGUUCCAUAGCUUAGAGCCUGCCUGCCAGGGCCAAGUGCCCUAGAGCCCACCCGGUGUCCUGAAGUCCUCGGGGGGAGGCCAGCCCCUGGCUCACUGGCACAGGGCAGGUGGGCUCUCGGAGAAGGUGUUGGGGGCCCCCUAGGAGGGAGCGCUGGGGACAUUGCCAUGGGACGGAAGCCUGCUUGGCAGUGGCUUUGAUAAGCGAUGCGUGGGGGUCAGACCACCCCCUAGAGGAGCCACGUGCCGCCCAGCCACCUUCACUGCCUGCCACCCUGCCCGAGGAUGUACAGAGCCGUGCCCACACAUUUCCUUGCAACUUGAUCAAAUUUCUUAAAGCAAACAAAGAACAAAAAUGUACAUUUCUGUUUUUCCUUUUAAUAAACAGGUGUACUCUUUAUCAUGGUUGGUAUGAUGGACCAUUCUUUGGGUGGAGAAUUGAUUAUGUUAUUCUCUUUAAAAUCUGUUCCCAUAUUGAACAGGCAGAUUGGAAAAGCUAUGGUUCGAUUUCUCAGAAGAAAUGUUUAGGUCUUAGUCAAUAGUUUUAACUAUGCCAUUUGUUUAAAUGAGUGCAUUUGCUUCGAGGGUAGUGUCUUACUAAAAGUUAGGAACAGAGACCUAGUGGUGUGUCCAAGGCCGUGUCACUUUCCCCUUCAGCACACCGCAGCUUCUGACCUCAGAGCCCAGGAGCUGCGUGGACAGUGGGGUGCCAGGAGGAGGGGUGGUGGCUGGUCCUCAGGCACGCUGCACUCCCAGCCAGACGUGGUCUUUCCGUUUCUUAAGUAGCAAGUGUAGGUUUCAGCUGGCAGCUCCACCUGCAUGUGGAUUUUCCCGGGAUUGGAAUCGUCUCUGCUUCGCUGCCUUGGAAGGGGCCGCAUUCCCCUUUCCUCUUCUCCUUACAGUGCCUGCCUCCUUGUUCAAGCAGGCGGAAAGCUGCUGUUUCUCAAGUUUCAGGGAGAGGGGUGAGCGGAGGGAGACCUGUGUCCAUGCCGUCCGGCUCCCUGGGUGGGAACAGGCAAGGGAUCAGACGCCCCUGACACCACGCCUCUGGCCACACCAGAUGCCUCUGCGGUCCUCGACAGCCUCUUCAGUGUCCCUCCUGCGGUGAUGUCCUUUCUUACUGUCCCCAGCCAGGGCCGGGGACCGGUGUUUCACUGAGGACCUGCAUUAGAAACAUUUUUUAAAUUGUUGUACAGGAAGAGAUGUGUCUAAAACAGCAUCUUAAAGCUGAGUGUAUUUCUUUGCACAAGGGGUCAUGUUGAUGAAUUCUUCUUUUAUUCUGAUCUUUGUUCAGCCGACAGGAGCAUCCUUUUCUAAUGUCUUCCAUUCCUACCCCCCACCCAGAAACAAAUAUUUGUAGCUUGCUAUCUGUAUUUGAAUUUUUAGCAAUUUUAUAUUUAGAUACUUUGAAAAAUGUAAAUGACUAAUUUGGUCAUUAAAUCUUGUGACAUAUUCAAUAUUAAAAUGAUAUUAAAAUAAAAGUCAUAUAAAUACCCA